Molecule: messenger RNA, 6056 nt
Organism: Struthio camelus australis
Lineage: Eukaryota; Metazoa; Chordata; Aves; Struthioniformes; Struthionidae
Source: RefSeq, a predicted model, not a curated record
GUUGGAAAAUGAACACAAUUAGGUCUAGAAGAUGUUGUAGCAAUAAUGAUUCCUGAACCCAAAGGAAAAGAGAUAGUGAGCCUCUUGGAGAGGAAUAUUACUGUGAUGAUGUACAUAACAAUUGGAACACGCAACUUGCAGAAGUACGUCAGCCGUACCUCCGUGGUGUUCGUCUCUAUCUCCUUCAUUGUGUUGAUGAUCAUCUCACUGGCGUGGCUGGUUUUCUAUUACAUUCAGCGAUUCCGCUAUGCAAAUGCCAGAGACAGAAAUCAGCGCCGGCUUGGAGAUGCUGCAAAGAAAGCAAUCAGCAAGCUGCAAGUCAGAACAAUCAGGAAAGGUGAUAAGGAAACUGAGCCAGACUUUGAUAACUGUGCUGUUUGUAUUGAAGGCUACAAGCCCAAUGAUGUUGUCAGAAUCUUACCUUGCAGGCAUCUUUUUCACAAGUCCUGUGUAGACCCCUGGCUGCUAGACCAUCGUACCUGCCCUAUGUGUAAAAUGAAUAUUCUAAAAGCUCUAGGGAUUCCGCCGAAUGCAGAUUGCAUAGAUGAUAUACCUCCAGAUUUAGAAGCGUCCAUAGGAGGACCACCAACCAACCAGAUAACGGGAGCUAGUGAUAUAACGGUCAACGAGAGCUCUGUAGCCCUGGAUCCUCCAGUCCGGACUGUGGGAGUACUACAAGUCAUCCAAGAUGUAGACUCCUUUCCCCAGGUUGGGGAGAGUAACUUCACAACAAGCAAUGAACAGGAGCCAGCAGUCAGCAGUGAUUCAGAUAUUUCAUUGAUUAUGGCAAUGGAGGUUGGACUGUCUGACGUGGAGCUUUCCACUGAUCAAGACUGCGAAGAGGUGAAGUCUUGAAAAACAAACAGAAAUCGACACUAAACUACAGGGGAGGGUCACAGGGAGGGACCGAGUCAGCUUUGUAGGAUUUGGACCAGUCAUGCACACACCUCCAGAGCACUGUCACUCCAGCACACUCCAUUCUGAGACGGUCACGAAAAGCAAUAGCAACAGUUGUGUCUGCCUGGUUGCAGUUUCAUCAUCUACACGUUCGUUUGGUUCACAUGGAAGAUGAAAGCUUCCCGUUUACCCAUGUGCUUGAGAGCAUUCAUGCAAUUCUUCAGUGGCUCAUAAAUACGCAACUGAAAUGACAGCUUGAGUGUUUUCUACACUUGUUCAAUCGGGUUUUUGUUGGUUUUUUUUAAGACCUAUGUAUGUUUGUUUGUUUGUUUAUAGUUUGUUAUGGACGGACACUAUAUUUUUGUUGACUGACCCCAACUUUUUCAAGAGUUCAAUCCAGAAAUUUCAGUUCCCGUCCACUGGUCACUUCAUGAUCUGACUCCAGGAUUUAUUAUUGCCUUGACAUUUCUGCAUGACGUAUACGUGGCUUCAGAAGGAUAGUGCUUCAGCACCCUGUGUUAAUAUGAAUCCUGCUUUUGUUAAAUGGGGCCUUGGAAAUCAUGUAUUUUGAGAGUUUGUAUUUUUAGGAGAGCUCUGAAUUAACAGAGAUUGCUGAAUUUUUAUUUAAAACUGCAUUAUGUUGGCUUUUAAGUAGAGCUCUAUUCAAAACAAGUUUGGUACCAUAUGAGGGAGAGAAAGAGAAGCGUUAACUUGUCCUAGGAAUCCUUUGCUGUUUUUUAGGCUAUUAGCAGUUGUCAAUACGUUAAUGGCCUUCCUUCAAGUCACAACUCAGUAGCUGGAAAAGAAGAUCUCGUAUAACACUGUGUAUUUUCUUAAUUUUACAGACCAAAAUCUGACCAGUAGGCCAAAGGAGUGUCUGAGAGGGUUCCAGAGGGUGCUUGUUAACAGCUGCACAUUAUGAGGAUGGCAGAAAUAUUCUGAGAAAGGGUCUAGAGAUGCUAAUAGCAGUGUCAAAAAUUGCUAAAGAAGCAAGAGGCAGCUGGAUGAAAUGUUUACUUCUUGUUUUAUUUUUUUGCUUGAUAUGUUUCAUUUCUAAUUUUUUAACUGCAGUUUUGCCUGUGCGUUAUCAAACACAAGAAUCCAGGUGUUUCCUUGCCUUCAGCGUCCCUGUUAAUGUUAUCACAAGCAUAGCAGAAUACGUGCAAUUUAUAUAGAACUAUGUACAGCAAAAAAUUUUGGGGAGGAAAUUUGGAAACAAACAGAAGUAACAUAAACCAAAACAUCUAAAUAACAAUGACCUGUAAUUAUUAUUUAGUCCAUCCUGAAUGACGUUUUUGAGAGAAAAGCUUAUUUUGUCAUGUUUUUAGUAUACAAUUUCAUUUUUCAGUCAAAACAUUUAGCUGUGAAGAAGGACUUUUAGCUUACUGUUACACAAGAGUAAACGGUUUCUGUUGGCAAGUCAGAUGGUUGAAAUCACGUUACAGCCUCCUGAGUAGGUCAGGAGAUUGAACAAUUCAGCUUGCAUCAAAAUUUCACAGAGAGGUCAAAUAUUUUCACUUAAUUGUGUCACAGCAGCAUCUCAAAAUGCCAAUAUGAGGGUUUGUGCUCCAUUUAAUUUCCUUGUGUUUACGCAUUAGCUGUGGAAACUAACUCCCAGACAAAAUUGGGCCUGUUCAAUCUUAUUCAGGAACAAAUGUGUUUACUACUAUCUCUAAAAUUGUUAGUAGCUUCUUUUUAAUUAUAGGAAGAAGGAAAAAUUAGUCUCCAUGCUUUUUGGUCCAGUUAGAGCUCAGUUAAUUUUAUAGCUCAGUUUUUUAAUGUUCCCAGUCCAUAAACUGCAGGGUAAGUUUGAGGCAAAGGAACACAAGCUAAUACUACUUCAAAACCAUGAUUCAGAAACGUGCCACUACAUUUUUAUAAACUUUUCAAAAGGACAUCUCUUUUUAAUUAAUGAUGAGAUGUAGACCGUUAGAGAUCUAUUUGGUUUAAAAAGGAAGUUAGAGAUAGUCCCAGACUGUGUGCCUGCCCUUGUUCACUCUUGCCAAUAAUUGUGGGUUUAUAAUCAUAUUUUUCAUAUUUUUUAGUGUCCUCUCUAUUCCCUGUUGCUACGUGAAACGCCCAUAGCGUCAGGGGAACUGAUGGUGAAAUUCACCCCUACGCAGAGAGUUUGCACAAGGUACCACGUGAGCUCCACUUAAGCCCUGGAAAUAAUGCUGAAAUGGGAUUUAAGUGGUGCAUACGCCUAAUACUGGCCUUUCACACAGGAAUGAAAUUCACCUCAGAUGAUAACGCAGGGCAAAGCGAGAAACUGAUUAUAUGCAGCCAGGUCUCCCUGUGGAAAGUAACCCCCUGGUACUACAGAGAACUUACUUCUUCUCUAACACCUUCCAGUUUUGCUGAGGCCUGGGCGUUACAUGUCGCAGGAGCAUCAGUAACGGGAUGUCUGAGCUAUCUGCAGUCCUUUAGCAUCGGUCCAUGGCAGAUCAGCGAUCAAACAAAACUCUGGCCUUAGGAAGUACUGUUUCCGUUCCAGAGGAGCUGUUGAAAAAUCUCCAUUUUAUUUUAAAAACUUAAUGAAAUUAAUCCCAGUGGGCAGAUUGACCGAUUAUCUGUUGCCAUAAUGGAGUCACUGCAGCACAGCACAGCAAGCAAAGUCCACACUUGUGUGAGAGGCUGUAAAAAUGCAAGCUGAGGCAGGAGGUGAAACUUGCAGCUGGUUCUGAAUUGGGUCAUUUGCCCAGUAAUAGCAUUACAGGGAGCUGUGCUCAAAUGUGCAUCACAGCAGAUAUGUAACUGAGACCCUGCCCUUGUUGGUAGGAGCUAGGGAAGCAUUUGCAGAGGAGGAUCAUGCUGCGCGUGCUCCCGAGGCAUCUGCUGCCGGCUAGCGACAGAAGAAGAGUGCUCAGCUAUGGGGGCUAAUUUUACAUAUUACCAUACUGUGGUCUUGUCAAGAGUUGUCCUAGCAAACCUGGCUCAGGCUUCUUUCAGCUCUUAUUUUCCAAAUUCUACCUGUGGAACAGACAUUUUUCCAUUUCUUUCCUCAGUUAUUCUAUAGGUCUGAGCAUUGUUAAACGGUAACCAGUGCAAGGCCAGGUAACGUAUCACGGAAGCCCAAACUUAAGAAAGCACUUAGGUAAAUGUUUAAAUCCGCCCUUGUUCAGAAAAGCACUUAUAUCUAAUUUUGGACUUGUACUGAAAUCACGUUGUUUUCAAGAGGUCUUAUAUGAGUGUAUUUAAGCCCUUGCGUCAAAUGGAAAUGCCUUCCUGAAGCAGGACCUGGUUGACAAUGUAUUUUUGUAUAUAAAACCUGUGAAAUGCCUUGGGAAUUUGAAGUGCUUCAUAAAUAUUAAGACCCCAGAGGUAUGUUUGUAACACACAUGAAAGCCUUAGUUCUGCAGAUCUGUGCACCCCUGCGUGAUGUUGCCUGUGCAAGCCUCUCCACUGCAGCUCCUCAUGGGGGUAAAAUUAAACCUCCUCAUCUGCAGGUCUGGGCAAGGUUAGUCCCUUCUUGAGCGCUCUGUGGUUCCUCGCUACAGCUGCCUGCUGAGCCUGGGGUCUGGCAUUAAAUCUCCUCCGUGGAUAUGAGGGCUUCAGAUACCCGAGGUACAGCACCAACUAUUCAGAGCAGGAAGCAGCCCGCUGGCCGCAGCCAGGCAAAGCCAAAAUCCUCUGGUGCCCUCAUGUGAAUAAUCCUGCAGGCUCGCGCUGUGACUGCCAGUGCUCUGCGCGGGUCACUUCUCGGUGACUGGUGUCACCUCGUGGCCCUGCCCCAGGCUGGAGGCAGCGCGGCUCUUUAAGAAAAGCAUUCUUGUCGCUAAGCUGAUCUUAUUUCUCUCCAAGAUGGUCCUGUUCCUUUCAUCUGAAGAUCUUUUCUCUUAUUUUCCAUUAGCAAGUAUGCGCAAACUAGCAUGUGGGAGAAAUACUUGGCUUCGUGAAGCUGGUCUGCUCUCUGGCUGAGUUACAGGAUGAAACUUGGACAAACAGAGCCUGUGCUCUGAUUUCCUUUGGUUUUCAUGGGUUUCAUUAAGCUGGCUUCUGAAAGGUCUGUUCUGUUCAAUAGGACAUACAAAACAGUUACAGGGGCAUAAUUUUGCACUCACAGAUAACUUACUGGGUGCAUGUGGAUAUGCAGGCACACCGCGUGCAAGGUGCUGGCUGUGCAUCCGGGCCUCAUCGCUCACCCGUUCUGACGGGGACACAGAUCUGGCACAUGCUGGGGUUUUUUUACAGCUUAUUUUAAAGCAUCACAGAUUUGAUCUGGACAAUCAUAACACUACAACUUGUCCUUUAAGCUUUCUAUACAAUCGAAUUUCCAUAUAUGUGUAUGUAAGUGUAUUGAUAUGCGUAUGGAAACUAUUAUAGUGAAAACAGAAGCAACCAUCAUUUUUAGGCUGUUUUUGUAUGUGAGAGAUUGUGGCAUUAAAGAAAAAGGCUCUAUAGAAGCGAUUAAAAAAAAAGAAGAUUGAAAUCACACGUGAAAAGAGGUCCCUAGAAUCUCACUGCUUUAGUUUAAUGACCUCUGGAUCAGGUCCGCAGGAGGUAGUUGCAAGAUCAGUCCUUUGUCUCUUAUUGCAGGACUAGUUUGUGGUACAUAAUUGUUUUGUUAACAAAAUGAACCCAAGUACCAGAGAUGGAUCCAGCCCCAAAUUUAAUCUUUCAUGAAGAAUAUGCAUUUUGUGAUCUUGUUCAAACCCGUGAAUCUACCUUCUUUUCCUUGUCCUUGUUGUGACAAUUGGUCUGUACUGAAAUGACAAUGUAGGUUAUGCAUAACAAAGGAAAAUGCAUUGCAGCUUGUGCAGCUGGGUCUCUCCCAGAUUUUGUUUAUAGGUGGCUUGUUCUUUCCUGGUCACUGUCCACACAAAAGCUCAUGACUAAGCUUAUAGUUUGAAAUAAGCUAAGAACAAGACGUUACAGUUUAUGCAAACCAAGAAAACCAACAGUCAUUUUCUAAAUUUCAUUAGCGGUAAUGGAGAUUUUUUUUUUUUACCACUUUUUGGUUUUGUAGGUGCCAAAAUCACCAAUCUGCUAGGAAUACGGGCCAGGACAAGCUGACUGUCUAAACAGAAGAGGGAAGGCUUGAUUUGCUGUUGUGACGCAUCCCUUUUGGAGGACUAAAAUGGGAAAAAUCCAGCCUGUUCCUUCCCGGCCCCUCUCCCAAAGGCUCACUCGAGUGGCAGCCUUUGGUGCAGGGAAAGGAA